GUGUGUAGCGGAGCUCGCGAUCGCGAUCGUGAAACGCCAAACUGAGAGCGGUGUAAAGAUGGCCCCCGUAAUUGAGUCGCGUUCGGUCACAGUCAACAGGUUGUUAAAUUCCAGUCCGUUCUAUUUUUAGCCCCGUGUGUACGUUUGCGUGUUUAGUGUGCCUCAUAGCAAACAAUACGGAUCUAAUGUGAUCGAUGAAUGGCCAAGUGAAUAAGAAUUGUUUGCUGUAGUGCUCAAGAAAGUGUUUUCCCUUUGGAUCGUCAGUGCUCAGUGUGUUCGUGUGUGUGUGUGUGUUAGUGUUGCUUACAUGAUCGAAUAAUAAUGAUCGCCAAGGGCCACUUGCUGCGGUUGUACCAUCGACGUCAGCGAAGGUGCUGUCGGUGGCUGUAGUGCAUGGGAGCGACAAAAAAUACCAAGCGCUUAAAGGGCCUUCCUGUUCGGUUUGCCAGAAGCCACACGGGUUAUGCCCUUAUUGGCAUGAUCGAGCUCCGUAUGAAUAGUAAUCAGAAAAGCCCUACCAGUGCAAACACAAAUGAGGAGUGGAAGUUGAAAACGAGUGGUGCAGAGCGCGAGUGCAAUUGUUUACAUACGAUCCCGCUGGGGUGAAGGUGAACCAAUCGUGCAACAUGUUGACGCUUCUGACGGAACUACGAUUUUGGUCCACCAGGGAGGACAUCAGCAUCCAGGAUACGGAUCUCGGAACGACAAAGUACUGUGAGAAAAAAUCUGACACCAGCCGCACGCUUCUCAGCGAAGGCAAACGAAGCUACUGCGAAUCGAGAGGCCUGAAAUGGAGCCUGGACAACAAAAAGCCAAACAAACUGCGCCACUCGCUGCGUCUGCUGGAGGACGAACUCCGGCAAAAGCGGCUAGUGUACUGCAAAUGGAAGAACAACGUGCUGCUGCAGUUGAUGCUCUCGAACGGGCUGUUGGCGCACCUGUCGAUCAACCCGUUCACCGGCGACAUCAAUCGGAUCUACUUCGACAAGUAUCUGAUAGGGAAGCUCAUCUCGGAACACAUCACCGAUGUGGUCAUUACGCAAAACCACAUACUGGUGGCGUACAACGAAAAUCAGAUCACCUUUGUGCAGCUGCAAAAGCCUACCGCAAGGAAAAAUAAUUUGGAAAAGAUCAGCCUCAUGGAUCCGAAGAUCUACAACGUACUGCUGAGCGGUACGGGAUCGACGACGCGCAAGGUGCCGAAGCGGUUAGUGUGCAGCAGCAGCCUGAAUCUGGUGAUCGUGUGGACGAAAUCGUCCCAGAACGAGGUAUACCCCUGGCGACCAACGGUGAAGGAUCAGGACCGGGCGAACCUGCACGUGUACAAACUGAACGGCGCGCGAAUGGAGCUGAUGUGCUACUACUGGACGGAGUACGAUCCGAUUUCGGUGCAAUUUUCGCUAAUGAACGAUUAUCAGGUGCAUUGUGUUGAGCAAAAGAUAUCGAAAAAGGGCGAAGUGACGAUCGACAGCUGCAUAUAUCAGAUAAAUAAAACGAAAAUGCGACGCGUUGCGGUCACUUCGAUUCCACUGCAGACGCAGGUAUGCUGCAAUGCGCUCAGUCCCGAUCACGAGAAGCUUAUGCUCGGUUGUAUUGACGGUUCGAUCGUACUGUUCGACGAGGGCCGCGGUAUAACACAUCUCGUCAAAGCCGCUUUCAUUCCUACGUACGUUGCCUGGCACAGUGACUCGUCGGUGGUAAUGAUCGCUAACGAAAAGUGCCAACUACAAUGCUUCGACAUUGCACUGUCCUGCGUACGGAUGCAGCUGCUCAGCGAAACGCAGGACGGCAUCCCGUCCGGUACGUUCGAUUUGUCCAACUACUUUCUCGCCCAUCAUGCACCCUCGAUACAGCUGGGACGGUUGUGCUGGAGCAAAAAGCCGGAACUGGCCAACCAUGGCGAAAAGUACGCUACCACCGAUUCCUUCCUGUUCUGUGCCUUCGAGCAGGGUCCGCUGGCCUGCAUUCGAGUGGUUGGUGGGUCCGGGCUGAAAGGUGACGUACACACGUCCGGUCUCACAGCGGACGUCCUCGUGCACAAGUACAUCUCGCUGAAUCAGGUCGAGAAAGCGAUCAACAUUUUGCUCAGCCUAAACUGGGAUACGUACGGAGCGAUGUGUUUGCUUUCGUUGCACCGAAUAGCGAACUACAUCUUCAAGCAGCCGCUCGCGACGGAAAGGGAAUUGCAGCUGCAGAAAGCGCUCGGCAGCUUCCUCAUACCGGUCAAGUCACUGUGCUACGAGACGGAGCUCGAGUUCGGUGAUCAGGUGAACGAUAUCACGCUCAAGUUCUUCCACUAUCUGCUGCGCAACAAAUCGUACAACAAAGCGUUCAGUUUGGCGAUCGACAUCAACGAUGCGGAUCUGUUUCUCAAGCUGCACGACAAAGCGAAGGCGGACGGGGAUGUGGAGCUGGCCCGAGAGGCUCUCAGGAAGGUGGAUGACAUCAACCGGAUAUGUACCGAUCGGAGCGAUAGUGAGCAUUCGCUAUGUUCAAAUUCUUCCUGCUCCCUGUGUGCGGACAGUUUCGACGACGAUGAUUACGAGGAUGACGAUCGGGAAAAUCGAUGCGACGAUGAAGAGGAGAUGGUGGAUGAGGAAGAAGAGCUUGAAGAGGCAGAGAGUGACAGUAAUCGUCGAGCUAAUGGGCUGAAUGGCACUUACCAGAAUCGACCGAGAGCUGGUUCGGAAAAACCACUGCGCCUGGACCACCCGGUGAAACAGCACUUCACGAACGAUGGGCGUGAGAAAAGCUUUCGAACGUUCUCAACGUCCUCCGGCUCGUCAAAGUCCUCACAGGUGCAACGGUGGAGCGAUCAUAGCGAUCGUCCCAAACCUAAAUCAUCGCUCGCUCAUCCUCCGCUGCCGAAAACGGGUGAACAAAGCUCCAAAUCCAUUCCCAAGUUCGAUACUCCGUCUCCGAGCAGUGCGAGCAGUAGCAGGCAGGGAAGCAACUCUAAACCCUCCACACCGCAGGACAGCUACUUCGCUCAUCAAGAUCGGCCCCCCUUACCGUACGUGUCGAAAAAAUCAUCUCCCCAGAGUAAACCGAUGGCCCCACCGCCGUUUGCGAUGCAACGCAGCCAGACGGCCAUGGCGCUUAAGCUCUCCAAGCAACAGCAGUCUCGGAUUGCGGAAUCGAAGCUGAAAGGAAAAUCAUUAAGCUCGAGCAACUUGUUGCUGUUGGACGAUAGUCCUUUAUCGUACGCGCAAGCCUCAUCCGGAAUGGCAGCGCUCGGCCCGGGCACACGAUCGCGGCAAAUUGUGAAUCCUCGUGAAAAGGCGGCAAAGUAUUGGCAGGCCAACAGUCUGUCGAUGGAUCAGCUGAACGCGGCGAAUGUUAUGCCACCCAAUCGUGGCGGGCCUUCGUCGAUGGGCUUGCCCCAUUAUUCGGAAUAUGGCGAAACGGGUCUAGCAAGCAGUCGAACAAGCGUUCUACCUUCUUCUCCUUACCACCUCCACCAUCACCAUCAGGACGUUUCGCAUCAAGCGUCCGCAGCACAGCAGCAGCACAUUGUAAUCGAUGUCGUUCCUAAACCCUCCAUGAACGGGUCAUUCCCGGGUGGGCCAUUAUCGCCGUACGCAGCGCAAUCGCUGGCCGGCGUGAUGAUGCCCGGAUCUUCACCAAACAUUCUCGAUCAAACGAUCGGCAUACCGUUAGUACAAGACGAGCCGGAUUUCAUCCGACGAUCGGCGGGCGGCGUCCGCAAACCGCCACCACCUCCCCAGUCGUCGUCCUGGUAUCCGAGCCCAGCAAGUGCUCCGACGAGCAGCUCCAACAGCAAUAACGCCCCUCGCACCAUCAUACAUCAGUACCCGCUGAUUUCGGGCAACAUUCCGUCCAAGUUUCAGCUGCAACAGCAGCAACAUCAGCCCCCGUUCGAGCUGCAGAUGGCAACGGCUGCAGGAACGGGCAAGUACGGCACCAGGAAAAAGCUGGAUGCGCCCACCGCAUCCAUACUGUCGAACGGCGGUAGCAACCAUUCGAACGCUACCGGACAAUCGCAUCAAUCGACCGCCAACGGUGGUACCAGCAAUGGUGGACCGGGCACUGCUGGGCUGCAUCUAGCGACGGGUAGUUCCGUUGGUGGAAGCAGCGGUGCGUCGACAUCUUCCUCUGCAGCUACCAAAAGAGACGGUGCGGAAAGGAAUAAGGUUAAAUUUUCCGACACCGUUACGGUAGCCGUUGUACCGGAAAUACCACGCAAGGAGAAGCUGCUCGUCGAAAAGCUGCGUAAGCAACCGAUGCAACCGAUGGGACCGGUAGGAUAUGGACCGUUUUCCAUUGCCGAUCCAAAGCGCGAGCUGGCAGAAAGUUUGCCCCUGUGCCAUCCGAACGAGGACUAUUUGAAGGAUUUUACUCCGAUGCAAGAUCUUAUCAGCAACGGCAAUGGUGAGAUGGAGAAAAAAGAGGAAGAGAAGAAAAUUCCAAACAUCAAGGUGGUUCACUUUGGUGUAGUUUGAGACAUCCGUAUCCAGGGGCUCGCCAUACGGGCAGGAAGUGGCGCUAAUGUGUCGCUCCAACAAAACAGUAUUCUCUGUUUGGGUUUUAUAUGUGUAUUUUAUCAAUGUAAAGUUGAUUGUUAUCCGUCCACAGCAUGUGUGUUAAUCAUUCCCAGUUACAGUGCAAGGUUGUAUUAUUAUUAUGUUUUCAGUUGUAUAUUUAUUGUACUUACGGCUACGAUAGAAACAGCAGGCAGAAGCAAAACAUGUUUAUAUAUAUGAUAGAUGCAAUAAUAAAUACCUCUUAUUGGGUACGAUAAAUAUGAUAAAAUUAAAA
This is a messenger RNA of Anopheles stephensi (Asian malaria mosquito), 4779 nucleotides long. It is a transcript of the gene frtz, whose product is annotated as WD repeat-containing and planar cell polarity effector protein fritz. The record is from RefSeq and is a predicted model, not a curated record. Lineage: Eukaryota; Metazoa; Arthropoda; Insecta; Diptera; Culicidae. Gene Ontology annotation, biological process: nervous system development; establishment of protein localization; cilium organization. The transcript is spliced from 7 exons. Gene Ontology annotation, cellular component: axonemal basal plate. Bases 627 to 4463 code for a protein of 1278 amino acids. Gene Ontology annotation, molecular function: protein binding.